AUGUUUAUAAUGGUGUCACCUAAAGAACAAAAGUUCUUUAGUAAUAAUGAAGACAAGAAUGAUGCUGCAGAGACAAGAGUUUCUAGGAAAAAACGUAGAUUAGAAUCAGUAAUUAACGAGUUUGAUGAUAGUUCUAACAUUGACAAAAAUAAAAGAUCAGGCAUGGAGAUGGAAAGAUGGAAAGAUGACUUUUUAUGUAGUCGGGUGUUUUGA
Messenger RNA from Entrophospora candida, 213 nucleotides. Lineage: Eukaryota; Fungi; Glomeromycota; Glomeromycetes; Entrophosporales; Entrophosporaceae. The record is from the annotation of a GenBank genome assembly.